CAGCUAAUCUUUCUUUUGCUUCAGCGCUUCCAAUAAUCUCUCAUCGAUAUUUUAAAUCACCCCACCAUGUGUGGACGAUACGCUUUAGGCGUGGUACGUGCCUAAUCCCCCGGCCUAUGUACUACUCCUGUGGUACUAUAUAUCACGACCAACACCCCACACAACCAGUAUGAACUGAAGUGGUACUAACACUGGAACAAACAAAAAGCGCAUGAGCUUCAUCCGCCGCCGUCUCCAAGACCAAGGCCUCCAAGUCGACGACGCACCCCCCGAUGAAGACGUCCGCGAAACCUACAACUUCGCUCCAGGGAACAGCGGCGCUGUUUACCUUGCUGAUACGCAUAUGUACCCGUCUUCUCAUCAGCAUGAUGAGCCAGCUAGUCAACCUGACACCGAAAAAGAGACAACAGAAGGAGAAAAAGGAACAGCAGAAGUAGAGGAAACAGGGGGAGAAAAGAAGAGCAAUGCCACCAAAUACAAGCUCCACAGCAUGCGCUGGGGUCUAAUUCCCUUCUGGACGAAACGCAAUCCCGAUUACGGAAGUAUUAUGCGCACAAUCAACUGCCGAGAUGACUCACUAAUCGAGGACCGGGGCCUAUGGACGUCCAUGAAGCGGAGGAAGCGGUGCGUGGUGGUGUGCCAGGGGUUCUAUGAGUGGUUGAAGAAAGGACCAGGAGGGAAAGAGAAGGUUCCGCAUUUCGUGAAGAGGAAGGAUGGGGAUUUGAUGUAUUUUGCGGGGUUGUGGGAUAGUGUUAAGUAUGAAGAUUCGGAUGAUUAUCUCUACACAUAUACGAUCAUCACGACAUCUUCGAAUUCCUACUUGAAGUUCCUGCAUGAUCGGAUGCCCGUGAUUCUGGACCCGAAUAGCGAGCAGAUGAAGACUUGGCUGGACCCCUCUAGGACGGAGUGGUCGAAAGAGCUGCAGUCGAUCCUCAAGCCGUAUGAGGGCGAGCUGGAGUGUUAUCCUGUGCCGAAGGAGGUGGGGAAGGUGGGAAAUAAUUCUCCUGACUUUAUAGUCCCUGUCAGUAGUAAGGAGAAUAAGAGCAAUAUUGCGAACUUCUUUGCCAAUGCGAAGAAGGGUGCUGCGGUGAAGGUGGAAGAAGGAGUGAAGGAUGAGAGGCCCACGAAAGAUGCUGAAUGGAGCGAGGAUAAUGCCCCCAAACCGGUCUCGGGGGUCAAGAGGGAACAUUCGCCUGAUGCCGAGACGGAGGAUACUAAGUUGCAGAAAAUGGAGUCGAGUAUAGCUUCAUCGCCGAAGAAAAGCCCGGAGAAGAGUUUACCAUCUAAGCCUGUGACGCCGGCAGGGAAGAAGAUGCGCAGUGCCACGCAUAAUAAGCCGAUGAAGAAGAGUCCGCAGAAGCAGCCCCCUGCAGGGACUCAGCGAAUUACGAGCUUUUUCGGGAAGUAAAAAGAGAGGGUUGCAUGAUGGAAGAAAAGACAUGAUCUAAGCUCCGGGCUGGACCCGAGAGUUGAUCGUCUGUAAUCUAGGCAUGAACCAACGUGUGUCAACUGCCAGCAGUUUGAAUGGAGAUACUAUCCCACAAAGCCCAAUAAAUAAUACAUCCAUGAACUAUUGUACAAGGCUCCUAAUGAAAUAGCCUAUUGAGACUCUUGCUGGCGCAGUCUCUGGACCAACUUUUCCCGUAGAAACGGACUCAGACCGAAACUGAUC
Molecule: messenger RNA, 1672 nt
Organism: Aspergillus welwitschiae
Lineage: Eukaryota; Fungi; Ascomycota; Eurotiomycetes; Eurotiales; Aspergillaceae
Product: SOS response-associated peptidase
Exons: 2
Coding region: 212-1408 (398 amino acids)
Biological process (GO): DNA damage response
Molecular function (GO): single-stranded DNA binding
Source: RefSeq, a predicted model, not a curated record